Salarias fasciatus (jewelled blenny) is the source of this 3932-nucleotide messenger RNA. RefSeq names its product terminal uridylyl transferase 4 (gene tut4). Lineage: Eukaryota; Metazoa; Chordata; Actinopteri; Blenniiformes; Blenniidae. Gene Ontology annotation, molecular function: zinc ion binding; nucleic acid binding; RNA uridylyltransferase activity. The coding region runs from base 203 to 3793 and encodes 1196 amino acids. The transcript is spliced from 27 exons. The record is from RefSeq and is a predicted model, not a curated record.
CCCCCCUCCCCUCGUCCAAAACAUCAUGGCUCCCGGCAGGAGCCGCGAGCCGACGGCCGCCGGAUGCUAAUAACGGCCCCGGAGAGACCCGCGACCCGCCGUUCGCCUUCCAGACUUGACGUUGGCCCCGCCCCCUUUUCCCCCGUGACUCCGCCCCCCUCCUCCUCCUCCUCCUCCUCCUCCCCCUCCUCCUCCUCCCAGCAUGCCUGGGGGGACCCACCCGGAGAACCCGCGGCGCGCGCGGCUCGCCCGGCUGGCGCGGCUAGCGGCGGACGCUAGCGGCGGCGGCGGCGACGGCGGCGGCGGCGACGGGAGGCUAGCUGGCGACGCGGCGGCGCUAGCCGAGCAGCAGCUGGGGCUGCGGCAGGCGGAGGAGCGGCUCGGACGCGACCACAUCCAGCGGCUGACCGAGCGCUGCGCGGAGUUCCCGUCCUACCUGUACGUGUGCACGCUCUGCUCCGUGCACGUGGAGAACGUCCAGCUGGCCCACAAGCACAUCAAGGAGAAGCGGCACAAGAAGAACCUGGCGGAAAAGCAGGAGGAGGCGGAGCUCCGCUCCCUGGCCCCGCCCACCGGCCCCCAGCUGUCCGCCCUGGACGCCGUCGUCGCGGCGACGGCCCGCCACCACGGCGUCUCCCGGGACGACGUCGCCGCCCGGCGGGCCGCCGCCCACCGCCUGGACGACGUCAUCAGCGCGCGGCUGCCAGGCUGCCGCCUGCGGCUCUACGGCUCGUCCGCGACGGGAUUGGCUCUCAAGAGCAGCGACGUCAACGUGGACGUGGGCGGGGCCCCGAGCAUGAGCCAGCCUGAAGUCCUGAUCCAGGUCCUGGAGAUCCUGCAGAGCUCCCCCGAGUUCUGCGACGCGGCGUCCGACUUCCACGCCAAGGUCCCCGCCGUGCGCUGCCGCCACGCUAGCAGCGGCCUGUUGUUUACAGUCAGCAGUGGGAACUCUCUGGCGUGUCUCAGCAGCGACCACCUGGCGGCCCUCUCGGCCCGGGAGCCGCGGCUUGCCCCCCUGGUGCUGGCCUUCCGCCACUGGGCCCGGCUGGUGCACCUGGACGUCCCCGGCGAGGGCGGCCUGCCGUCCUACUGCCUGGCCCUCAUGGUGCUGCACUUCCUCCAGCAGAGGGAGCCGCCGCUGCUUCCUGUUUACCUCGACGACAAGGUCCCGGGGUUCCACCCGAAGCGGGCCGACGAGUUCCACCUGACGGGGAUCUGCUCCGAGGCCGCGGUGCGCUGGCAGCGUCGGACCGACAACCCCAGGCAGGAGCAGGAGGGCUCCGAGGGCCUGGCCCCCCUGUGCUGGCCCCGCCCCGUCCCGGCGCCGCUGGGCCUGCUGUGGCUGGAGCUGCUUGCGGUUCUACGCCCUGGAGCUCCCCUGGAGGACUCGGUGAUCAGCGUGCGGCUCAAGGAGCCGCUGCCCCGCGAGGCCAAGAACUGGCCCCGCCGCAGGCUGGCCGUGGAGGACCCCUUCUCCCUGAAGCGGAACGUGGCCCGGAGCCUCAACAGCCAGAUGGUCUUCGAGUACCUGCAGGACCGCCUGAGGGCCGCCUACCGCUACUUUGGCCACCCAUCCCCGCCCCCGCCCGGGGCCCCGCCCCCGCCCAACCAGGAAGUGGAGAGCCGCGAGUCGUCGGAGAACCAGGAAGUGAGAAAACCUGGCUCGACCGAGAACCAGGAAGUGACACUGACAGAGAGCCAGGAAGUGGAAAAACCUGGCUCAACCGAGAACCAGGAAGUGACGCUGACUGAGAACCAGGAAGUGAGGAAAUCUGGUUCAUCAGAGAACCAGGAAGUGACAUUGACAGAGAACCAGGAAGUGAGGAAACCUGGUUCAUCAGAGAACCAGGAAGUGACAUUGACAGAGAACCAGGAAGUGAGGAAAUCUGGUUCAGAGAACCAGGAAGUGAGGAAAUCUGGUUCAUUAGAGAACCAGGAAGUGACUCUUACAGAGAAGCAGGAAGUGAGGAAAUCUGGUUCGUCAAAGAACCAGGAAGUGAGAAAAGCUGGUUUAUCAACAAACCAGGAAGUGACACUGACCGACAACCAGGAAAUGAAAAGUGCUGAGUCAUUAGAGAAUCAUGAAGUGACACUGACAGAGAACCAGGAAGUGAUAAAUGCUGAAUCAUUGCAGAAACAGGAAGUGAGAAAAUCUGGUUCAUUGGAGAACCAGGAAGUGACUCUUACAGAGAACCAGGAAGUGAGUCAGGAAGCAUCAUCAAAGAACCAGGAGAACCCUGAUUGGUUAACAAACCAGGAAGUGAUCCAGGAGGUGUCAUGUGACAAACAGGAAGUGUUAUCUGAGAACCAGGAAGUAAAACUUUUCAAGUCGGAGAACGAGGAAACGAGACUUCCUGAGUCACGGGAGAACCAGGAAGUGUCAUCCGAGAACCAGGAAGUGAACCAGGAAGUGCAAUACGUCUUCGACAAGCUGAUCCUCACCGGCGGGAAGCCCCCCACCGUGGUGUGCAGCGUGUGCAAGCGCGACGGCCACGUGCGCGCCGACUGCCCCGAUGACUUCAAGAGGGCGGAGCUUCCGCCGCUGCCCGAGCCCAGCGAGGCGUUCCUCAGGGUGCUGGACGGGGUCUGCACCGCCUGCUACUUGGAGCUCUGCCUCUCGCCCCUUGAGCAGCAGCGCCGGGAGCAGAUUCUCUCGGGACUGGAGCGCUUCAUCAGGAAGGAGUUUGACGAUAAGGCCCGCCUCUGCCUGUUCGGCUCGUCCAAGAACGGUUUCGGGUUUCGCGACAGCGACCUGGACAUCUGCAUGACGCUGGAGGGCCACCGCACCGCCGAGAAGCUGAACUGUAAGGAGAUCAUCGAGGCGCUAGCUAAAGUGCUAAAGAAACACGCAGGCCUGAGGAACAUCCUGCCCAUCACCACAGCCAAAGUCCCCAUCGUCAAGUUCGAGCACCGGCAGAGCGGCCUGGAGGGCGACAUCAGCCUCUACAACACGCUGGCUCAGCACAACACGCGGAUGCUAGCCACCUACGCGGCGUUGGACCCGCGCGUGCAGCUGCUGGGCUACACCAUGAAGGUGUUCGCGAAGCGCUGCGACAUCGGCGACGCCUCCCGCGGCUCUCUCUCCUCGUACGCCCACAUCCUGCUGGUGCUGUACUUCCUGCAGCAGCGCCGGCCGCCCGUCAUCCCCGUGCUGCAGGAGAUCUACGACGGCGAGGCGGCACCGCGGCGACCGGUGGACGGCUGGAACGCCUUCUUCUACGACGACCUGCAGCGGCUGCGCCGCCCCCCGCUGCGGGGCUCGAACCGGGAGUCGGUCGGGGCGCUGUGGCUCGGCCUGCUGCGCUUCUACACCGAGGAGUUCGACUUCAAGGAGGAGGUGGUGUCGGUACGAAGCCGGAGGAAGAUCAGCAGCUUCCAGAAGGAGUGGACCAAUAAGAGCAUCAAUAUCGAGGAUCCCUUCGACCUGAACCACAACCUCGGAGCCGGAGUGUCCCGGAAGAUGACCAACUUCAUCAUGAAGGCUCUGAUCAACGGCCGGCGGCUGUUCGGAACGCCGCACUUCCCCCCCCCGGGAACGGAGAUGGACUACUUCUUCGACUCGCGGACACUAACGGACGGCGAGCUAGCGCCCAACGACCGCUGCUGCCGUGUCUGCGGAAAGAUCGGCCACUACAUGAAGGACUGCCCGCGGCGGCGCCGGAUGAAGAAGAAGGACCCGGAGCGGGACGAGGACCUGAAGGAGGACUGCGGCGAGCGCCGCUGCUUCCAGUGCGGCGACUCGGGCCACGUGCGGCGCGACUGCCCGGCCAAGCCCCGCCCCCCCCGCCGCUAACGCUAACGCCAACGCCAGCGCGGACGCAGAGCGAGCAGGAAGGGGGCGGAGCCACCAGGAGAAGCCGGAGGCCCCGCCCCCCCCGGCCCCGGUCCCGGUCCCGGCCCCGCCCCCUCCGCUGUCCCUGCUGGGCUUCCCG